Molecule: messenger RNA, 5183 nt
Organism: Linderina pennispora
Lineage: Eukaryota; Fungi; Kickxellomycota; Kickxellomycetes; Kickxellales; Kickxellaceae
Exons: 1
Coding region: 45-5123 (1692 amino acids)
Biological process (GO): mRNA processing; mRNA export from nucleus
Cellular component (GO): THO complex part of transcription export complex
Molecular function (GO): mRNA binding
Source: RefSeq, a predicted model, not a curated record
AACUGGUCACAAAUACGUCAGCGCUGCAGCGGUGGGAGGGCAAGAUGCUGGAGGCCACAGGCGUGGUGAAGAGCGCCGACAUAUAUAACCGCAAGUACGUGCGGCUGUACACGACGCUGAAUUUCAAGCAGACAAAGUACAAUCUGGUGCGCGAGCAGUCCGAGGGGUUCUCGAAGCUGCUGACGAUGAUCAUGUGGGCCACGAUGAAGGUUCCGCAGAGCGAAAUUACGCCUGAAAUCCUGGAACGCCUCGACUCUGGUUCGGACCGGCUUGGACCGCGUUCCAUGGCGGCGAUUCGCGAGAUUCCUGUCCUGCAGGAGUGCGUGGGAGACCUGUUGCGUAGCAUUAAGGGGGUGAUUGGUCAGUUCAGCCUUGACCCGAACCGUGUAGUCGAUAUUCUGCUCGACUGCUUCAUCACCGACGUGCGUGUCAGCUGGGCGUUCUUCCUGGCGCUGAUUGACGCAUCGCCGUGGGCUCGAUCCGACCGGCUGGCGCAGCUUGUCGGCUGGCGCUUUCAGAUUGCAGCUAAAUCAGCCAAAAACACAAAGCCAGCCGAAGAGCUCGUCACAGUGGCAGCGCUGCUCAUCUCCCACGACCUCAUCUCCCUGUCGGCACUGUACCCGUAUCUGAUGCCCAGCAAAGAUGUACCGUUUUUGGCAGAGUUGAAUGCGUGGCGUGACUCGCUCAGAGACUUGCAAGGCAGCCCGCUCAAUGCGCUGGCAUCAAUGGGAGCGCUCGAGGGCGACGGCAGCGGCGGCAGCGGCGAUGGCGGUGAAGACGAAGAGGAAGUCAAAGAGCCUGACGUCAACCAGCACGCGCUGUUGUGCGCGAAGCUGCUGGCGGUGGGCGAUGCAGACAGCGCGCUGCGGUAUCUGAAGAAGGAGCCAGACAUGGCCCGCGUGAACCCAGAGAUUGCUGACAUUGUGGUGCGCAUGAUCGACGAGGCCACGCGCUCGGUUUACGAAGCCACCGACUGCGUGCGGCUGCCAAGUCGGCCGCGGAUCCGCGUGAAGAUCUCGGUUCCAAGCAAGCCGCAGGCGGAGUGCAACACGUGGGGGCUGCCAGCACACGCCAAGCCCGAGGACGAUGGGCAUGGGCGGACGAUCAUUGUGCUGACGCCGCUGGUUACCCGAUCGGUUGAGGGCUUCUUUUACGACAAGUUCUGGCUCCGCGGGCGCCUACCCACGGCUACAGCGCUGAGGGAUAUGCCGAUGGUUCUGGCGCCGUGGUUGCGUGUGGCGUUUGUGCGACUCGCGGAGUCUCCGCAGCUUCUGACUCGGUUCAUCCGGCUCUGCCGGUUCGGCAUGCGGACCGAUUUCGAGAGGUGGUAUGGGUUCCUGUGCUCAUGGGUGGUCCCAGCCUACUCGCUGGCCAAGUCGAUGCCCGGGCUGUCGAACGAGCUGUGGUCGCUUGUCGGUGCCCUGCCGCUGAGCAGGCGCUACGAGUUCUACAACAUGUGGGAGGCGCUACUGGCUACUUGGGAGUCGAGGCUUCCCGAGAUUGUGUCUGAUGGUGAGCGCCCGGGCUCUAAGGCCAGUCAGCCGAUUGACCUGAUGUCAAUGUCGCUGGAGGAAACAUUCGAUGAUGAUGACGAAGAAGUCAUGGUCAGUAAUGAAAAGGCGGUGCAGCUGUCGAUGGUCGAAAUCGAGGUGCUGAUGAAGAAGGCGCGACGCGACGUCAACUCUGUGAUGCGGCGGCUAUCGGGCGAGAACGCGCGGGCCAUGGGGCGACGCCUGUGCCACCUGUGCCAUGCCACGCCAACAUUCUCUCUUGCGGUGAUUCUGGGCCAGGUAACAUCGUACGACAACCUUGUUGAGCCCGUGGUCGAGGCAUUCCGGUACCUGUCGCCGAUGGACGCUGACAUCUUAUUCUACUUGAUCAUCCAAAUGAUCAACGACCCGGAGCGCGACAACCUGAAGCGCAAGAAGCUGAAGUCAGACAACGUCAACCCGGCACACUGGCUGCAGAGCUUGGCGGCGUUUGUUGCAGCAUACAGCCAUCGGUACGAGUACGCGGGACUGGGCUUGGUCCUUGAAUAUCUGCUGAAGCGCAUGCUGCGGGUUACACGCAACAUUGACAAUGAGCCAGUAUACGAGCUGGUAAUUGUCUCCGAGUGCAUUCGGCGGUUGGCAGGCAUUGAGCCGCUGUCGUCGCCCACAGACGACCAGACCCUGGCGCUGCAGGGCGGGCCACAUUUGCGGCUCGAGGCGUACGGCAUGAACAGCUCAUGGCUGGUAUCUUCAGAGGCGUCCGUGGAAGCAUUGCUGGCAAUCAACACGACUAACAAGCUGACGCAUCGGCUGGCUGUCUGGCUGACGGACUUGCUGGUGGAGCGCAACCUGGUGCUGGGGUAUAUUGUCGGCAUGUGCACGCACGCUGAAGCGAUUGCGCGCACAAUGACGCUAUCAGUGAGCAACGCGUCGAUAUUCUAUGACCGUGAGGUGGAGCACAUCAACCAGCUGUUUAAUUUGCUGGUGUCAUAUCUGCCGCCAGAGCGCUACGCAUCCCUGGUGCCACCUCCUGAGGUGCUGGCGCAGAAAUACGGGCUGACAUGGCAGUGGGCGGUUUUGUUUGGGCGGCCAGUGUUGUCACAGCAGCUGGCCAAGGGGCUGAAGCAGUGGGAGGCGGAUGGAGCCAGUGUAGAAGUGGAGAUUGUCGAAUCUGAUACUCCAGCCCAGGAAGAGGAGGAAGAGAAGGAAGAUCGGGAGGAGGCCAGCGGCACUGAGACCGACAGCGACGACCGACAGCCGCGGGUGGUGCGGGACCUCACAUACAAGGCGCCACUAGUUUCGCGCGAAUUCGUAGACUACAUCAGCAAGAUAGUUCCAGCAGCGUCGCUUGAGCGUGGCAUCACAGCGGACUUUGUUGCGGUGUUUUGGGUCCUGACGCUGUACGACACGGAGGUGCCUGCGCUGCGGUACAAGAAGGAGAUCGAGAUUUUGCGCUCGCUGACCAAGCGGAUUGACGCGGUGGAGCGGUCGGCGUCGCGGUCGCAGCGCCAUAACUUGGAGAAUCUGCGGAAACGGGCGAAGCUGCUGGCAGAGGAGUUAGAGCGCGAGCACCAAGAGCAGCAGCAGCACGUGGGACGGAUCCGCAAAUGGCUGACAGUGCAAAAGGACUACUGGUUCUGCAUGGCCCUGGUGCAGCGCAAGUUCACGGUCGAGGCUAUAUUGGACCACUGCGUGCUGCCGCGCAGCAUGCAAUCGGCGGCGGAUGCCAGCUUCUGCGCCAAGUUCCUGUGGAUGAUGCAUUUCCCGCUGGCGACCAACAAGUUCAGCAUUGUGUCGGUGUACGAUCACGUAUUCUGCAAGAAGGCUGCUGAUAUCCUGAGGUCAAUGACCGAGAACGAGACACGCUACUACGCGCGCUUUAUGGAUAUUUCGCUGAUGUACCUGACCAAUAUGCGGGCGAACGAGAGGCUCUACAAUGACCGGGCGCUGAACGCAUGGCGCGGGUUGAUUGGAUUCUGCCGCACGUGGACGUACCAGCGUGGGUUCCUGCCGCCGCCGUCGCGGACGAUCGGACGAGCGCGGGGCCCGGCGACGCCCGGCGACUACUCGCGCAUCAAAAAGAACGUGGUGCAGAUGACAUUUGAUGAUUUCCGCUCGGUGAUGUUCAAGUUCCAGGCGGAGCUGUACAAUGGCAUUGAGCUGGCUCUGGACAAGGGCAACAAAAACACCGUGCGCAAUGCGAUCCUGGCGCUCAAGGAGAUGCACAAGUCGUUCCCGGCCACCCAGCGGCUGGGCGAAAAGAUCCAGGCUAAAAUCGACGUAAUCACCACUAGCGACGAGACGAACCUCAAGGUCUUGGCCAUCUCGUACAAUGCCGUGCUGAGCGCGGCCAGAAGGUCCAUGCUGCCCGAGUCCGAGUACUGCCCGAACCCCAGAAGUGCUGUCCGGCCGUCAACCGCCAGCUCGGCAGUCUCGUCGCCCAAGGAGCCCGCCAAGGACAUUGCCAAGUCACGCAAUGAACCGCCCAAGACCAAGCCGCCAAAAGCCGAGCCAACCCGCAGUACUCAAGACGGCUCGCCGCGUCGCCCUGCACCCAAGCAACCAGCAGCUCGCGAUACGCACCGUGCAGUGACUGCCGCCGCAGCAGCAGCCGCCGCCUCCACCAGCCAGGCAGCCGGGCGCCGCACCGACCGAAAGCCAGCUGAGGCCAAAAACGAAUCCAUGGCCCGUCGCCAAAAUGAGCCCAACCCGGAACCGCCUGCGAAACGCGCACGCGACCCGCCCGCCGACAAUGUGCCGGAUGUGAAGCGCUCGCGUGCGGAUCGCCCCGCAGAGCCCCAGCAGGACGCGAAACGCGCACCACCCGAGCAUGGCGUCAAGCGCAGGCGGGACACACCAGAUCGGGCCCAGGAGGCCGUGCCAGCCAAGCGCAUGCGCGACACGCCUGAGCACGGCGUCAAACGCAGGCACGACACGCCCGAUCGGGCCCAGGAGGCGGUGCCGGCCAAGCGCAUGCGCGAGUCGCCAAAAACUGAGCGCAAGGACGAGCCAUCUGGUGAGUCACCGGCAGCCGAAUCGGUUGGGCAGAGGACAGAGCAGCGGAAGCAGGAGCUGCGCGCGCUGGUGCGCCAGCAACAAAACCAGCGUCAGCACGAGAAGGAGCGCGCGCCGAGGCAGGGUCGUGGCAGCCGCAAUAGCUCCAGGGGGCGUGAGCCCGAGAAGCCACGGGAGUAUGAGUCGCCCAGGCACCAGAAUAAUCGCCGCAAGGAUGACCGCGGUGUGGCCAGCAGACUCGGCCCUGAGCAGAAGAAGCAAGAGCCGAAACCAGAGCCCAGGCAGCAGCAGCGCCAACAGCAGCGCCAGGACCAGCGCCAACAGCAACAGCAGCAGCAACAGCAGCAGGUACCGGAUCGCCACCACCGCCGCAACCGCGGCAAUGACAGCCGUGGAAAUGACAGCAGAGGCAGCGAUGGCAGAGCCGAUAACCGUGGCAGCCGCCGCGCAUCGCCUGACUAUAACGGUCGCCAGCAGCCGCAGUCGCAGCCGCAGCAGGCGCGACGCGACAACCAGCAAAAUGACGGUCGCAGCGACAACCAGCGCGGCCCACCUCCCCGGCGCGGCGGACGCGGGGCUGAUCAGCGGCACCGCAACGACAGGCGGCACCGCAAGUAGAAACCACGUGCAUUUUUCCCAGCAACCAAUAUCUCUAUUAUAAACCUCAUCCACUGAAAC